AUGGGGAGAAGAAUGGAGGCCCCCUCCUCGCCCGCGCCCCGCCUCGUCGUCGUCCUCUUCCUCCUCGCCUCGCUGCUGCUGCAUGCGCGCGCCGACGACCCCUACAGGUUCUACACCUGGAACGUCACCUUCGGCGACAUCUACCCGCUCGGCGUCAAGCAGGAGGUACGCCCCGCCCGCACGGCCUCUGUUCUUCUACCUUGGUUCGCCCUGCAUUUCGGCAAUGGCCGCGUGGAUGUGACUGCGAAUGCGACUGCGGUGCAGGGGAUACUGAUCAACGGCCAGUUCCCGGGGCCGCAGAUCGACGCCGUCACCAACGACAACAUCAUCGUCAAUGUCUUGAACAACCUGCCGGUCCCCUUCCUCCUCUCCUGGCAAGGAAUUCAGCAGAGGAGGAGCUCAUGGCAAGACGGCGUGUAUGGUACCAACUGCCCGAUCCCUCCGGGUGGCAAUUUCACUUACAACAUGCAGUUCAAGGACCAGAUCGGGACAUACUACUACUUCCCUUCCCUUCUAUUUCACAAGGCAGCCGGUGGUUAUGGUGGCAUCAGGGUUCUUAGCCGGCCGAGGAUCCCCGUCCCGUUUGACCCACCUGCCGGUGAUUUCACCAUAUUGGCUGGUGAUUGGUUCAAGCUCAACCACACUGAUUUGAAAGGCAUUUUGGACAGUGGUAAUGACCUGCCGUCUCCUGAUGGCCUUCUUAUUAAUGGUCAAGGCUGGAAUGGCAACAGAUUUACGGUAGACCAAGGGAAAACAUAUCGUUUUCGGGUGUCGAAUGUGGGCAUUGCAACAUCAGUGAAUAUAAGGAUUCAAGGCCAUUCCAUGCUCCUGGUUGAGGUGGAGGGGUCCCACACCAUGCAGAGCACAUACACAUCCAUCGAUGUCCAUCUAGGCCAAUCAUACUCGUUCCUUGUUACUGCUGAUCAGCCACCUGCAGACUACUCCAUAAUUGUCUCCACUCGUUUUACCACCCCUGUCCUCACCACCACUGCUAUCCUCCAUUACAGCAAUUCAAAUGGUGCUGCAACGGUACCGCCUCCCGCAGCGCCUACAGUUGAGAUCGAUUUUUCACUCAACCAGGCUAGAUCGAUUCGGUGGAAUCUGACAGCGAGUGGACCAAGGCCAAAUCCUCAAGGCUCUUACCACUACGGUCUCGUCAACACCACAAGAACCAUCAGACUCGCCAACUCACGGGCAACCAUCAACGGCAAGCUGAGAUACGCAGUCAACAGCAUCUCCUUCAUCCCGGCCGACACUCCUCUUAAGGUCGCUGAUUUCUACAAGAUUCCGGGAGUUUUCACGCUGGGCAGCAUGCCCGACAACCCAACGGGUGGCGGCGCGUACCUCCAGACAUCUGUCAUGGCGGCCAACAUGCGGGACUAUGUCGAGGUCGUCUUUGAAAACACGGAGAACUUCGUGCAGUCGUGGCACAUUGACGGUUACGCGUUCUGGGUCGUCGGGAUGGAUGGAGGACAGUGGACACCUGCUAGUCGUCAGGGCUACAACCUUAGAGACGCCAUUGCUCGGUACACAUUGCAGGUGUACCCUCAGUCAUGGACAGCUAUCUACAUGCCGCUGGACAACGUGGGGAUGUGGAACGUGAGGUCGGAGAGCUGGGCCAGGCAGUACCUCGGCCAGCAGUUCUACCUCCGUGUCUACUCGCCGGCGAACUCGUGGCGGGACGAGAACCCGAUCCCCAAGAACGCGCUGCUCUGCGGCCGGGCCUCUGGGCGCCGGACGAGGCCUCUCUGA
This is a messenger RNA of Miscanthus lutarioriparius, 1752 nucleotides long. NCBI's taxonomy places the organism in Eukaryota, Viridiplantae, Streptophyta, Magnoliopsida, Poales, Poaceae. The record is from the annotation of a GenBank genome assembly.